AUGACCUCCAGUACACAAGAAGUGAAGCUUAUCCUGGAAGGACUUGUCUCCAUUGCUUCCAAGGGCCUACAGAAGAUAGAUCUCCAGGAGAUCUUCCAUGUCAUACAGGAGCUUGGAAAGGGUGGCUAUGAUCAAAAAAUGGCCUUAAAGGUCAUGGACAAGAAGAAAACAUCUAAUUGCUUCCUCAAGGAGUUCAGCAUGUCUUUCUUCCUCUCAUCCCAUCCCAACAUUAUUGAAACAUAUGGCAUUGCCUUCAAGACUGGAGACUCCUUUGCCUUUUCCCAGGAGCUGUCGGUGGCUGGUGAUCUCUUCUCUCUUAUUCCACCCCAAUGUGGACUUCCAGAAGACAUCGUAAAGAGAUGUUCGGUGCAGAUCUCCAGUGCCCUGGACUUCAUAGACAGGCAAGGCCUGGUACAUCUGGAUAUCAAACCUGAAAACAUCCUGGUGUUUGAUAAGGACUGCCACUGUGUUAAAUUAACUGACUUUGGUCUUUCAGCGGUUAAAGGAACAGUAACUAAAGUCAGGUCCUGGCAGCAUCUCAUAUAUGGCCCGGAGAUGAGCCAACUCAACAACCAGGGCACUUUGCUUGUAAGAGCCACACUGGACGUGUGGUCCUUUGGUAUUGUUCUCUACUGCUUGCUCACGGGUGACUUUCCAUGGCAGUCAGCAGUUUCCACAGACAAAGACUAUAUGUUUUGUGAAUGGCAAAAUAAUUUUGAGACCAUAGACUGUAAAAAGAGGGACAAAUCAACUGAAGUCUUGAUGUUCUUGGGUGAAUACUGGAAAGAACAAAUCUCAGAGUCAACAGAAGGAACCUUGGGACAUGCAGAUGCUACCAAAGUGAAUUUGUCUGAGGAGUCUGCCAGGAUUGCAACAAACGCCUCCGACAGCAGUGUGUCCACCACUUCUCUUCUAAGUGCCAUGUCCUGUUAUUUGACCUCUGACAGCUUUGAGUCUGAGAGAGAAGAACCUCCAAUGGAUUUGAAGGAUAAUGUCCUCAAUCCACCAAUACAUAUAGAUGAUGAGAUAUCAGUCCAUGUUGGGGCAGAGGUGGAAAUUGGAUGA
Molecule: messenger RNA, 1065 nt
Organism: Bufo bufo (common toad)
Lineage: Eukaryota; Metazoa; Chordata; Amphibia; Anura; Bufonidae
Product: serine/threonine-protein kinase SBK1-like
Biological process (GO): peptidyl-threonine phosphorylation; peptidyl-serine phosphorylation
Molecular function (GO): protein serine/threonine kinase activity; ATP binding
Source: RefSeq, a predicted model, not a curated record